Molecule: messenger RNA, 2249 nt
Organism: Erigeron canadensis
Lineage: Eukaryota; Viridiplantae; Streptophyta; Magnoliopsida; Asterales; Asteraceae
Product: lysM domain receptor-like kinase 3
Exons: 12
Coding region: 140-2020 (626 amino acids)
Biological process (GO): protein phosphorylation; innate immune response
Molecular function (GO): ATP binding; transmembrane receptor protein kinase activity
Source: RefSeq, a predicted model, not a curated record
CCAUAAAUAUUCUUUAACCCAAAUAUUACUAUUAUAAUUUCUUCAAUCAUAUAAUCUUCAUCAUCAGAACAAACAUUUUCACAGGUCAACUCUUUCACAUGAAACCCUAACAAAAAAAAACAAAAAAAAAUCAUAAAUCAUGUUACACAAUUUCAGACUAAGGGGUUUAAGGUUACAAAUUCUGUUGUCUGUUGUGUUUUUGUUUAUAUAUUUUGCAUCGUUAGUCCAAUCAAGUUGUUCUAGAGCCAGUAGUUGCUUAGCUUUAGGUUCAUAUUAUAUCGAAAAUGGAAAUAAUCUUACGUCGAUUUCGCAAUAUAUGAAUACUGAUAUAAACACUAUAAUUAGUUAUAAUCGAGGUACUAUUCCUAACCAAGAUUAUAUACCUUCAGAUGUUAGGAUUAAUGUUCCGUUUGAAUGCGAUUGUAUAAAUGGCGAUUUUUUAGGACAUAAGUUUACUUAUGGUAUUAAAUCACAAGAUACAUAUGAAGUUGUUGCGGAACAAAGGUAUGCGAAUUUGACUAAUGUGGAUUGGAUUCAGAGGUUUAAUGAUUAUAAUGCUAAUAGAAUACCGGAUACCGGGACUUUGAAUGUCACCGUGAAUUGUUCGUGUGGUGAUAAAGAUGUUUCUAAGGAUUAUGGGUUGUUUUUGACGUUUCCGCUUAGGACUGGGGAGAGUUUGAGUUCGGUUGCUUCUGCUGCGAAUCUUAGUGAGGAUUUGGUUCGGAGGUAUAACCCUAAUGCGGAUUUUGGGGCAGGGCGCGGUUUGGUGUUUAUUCCGGGAAGAGAUGAAAAUGGAAAUUAUCCACCCUUGAAAAGCAGCUCAGGAAUUUCGGGUGGAACCAUAGCUGGAAUAGUUGUGGCAGUCUUAGCCGGGGUGCUGUUACUUGCAGGAUGUCUAUAUUAUGGAAUUUACAAAAAGAAGAGGGGAGAAACAAGUUCGGCCUUGUUAAAAAAUGCUCAGGUUCAACUUAUGCAGUCUUCUCAAGGCCCCAAUGGUACAUCAGUUGGAGGUUCAGACUCCAGUGGUCUUCCUGCUGGUACCUCUCCUGGGCUUACUGGUAUAACAGUUGACAAAUCUGUGGAGUUCUCUUAUGAAGAGCUUUCAAGUGCUACAGAUGACUUCAGUCUUGCAAAUAAGAUUGGUCAAGGUGGUUUUGGUGCUGUUUACUAUGCAGAGCUCAGAGGCGAGAAAGCUGCUAUCAAGAAGAUGGAUAUGCAAGCAUCUAGAGAAUUUUUAGCGGAACUGAAGGUUUUAACACAUGUUCACCACCUAAACCUGGUGCGUUUGAUAGGAUAUUGUGUCGAGGGCUCUCUUUUCUUGGUGUACGAGUACAUUGAAAAUGGAAACUUGAGUCAACAUCUACAUGGAUCAGGACGAGACCCUCUACCAUGGUCUACCCGAGUCCAAAUUGCCCUUGAUUCAGCAAGGGGUCUUGAGUAUAUUCAUGAACAUACUGUUCCCGUCUAUAUUCAUCGUGAUAUUAAGACAGCAAAUAUACUGAUUGACAAGAAUUUUCAUGGAAAGGUUGCUGAUUUUGGUUUGACAAAGUUGACUGAAGUUGGAAGUACAUCUUUGCCCACACGUCUUGUGGGUACAUUCGGAUAUAUGCCACCAGAGUAUGCACAAUAUGGGGACGUUUCUCCAAAGAUAGAUGUAUAUGCAUUUGGUGUUGUACUUUAUGAACUUAUUUCAGCUAAGGAAGCCAUAGUCAAAGCAAAUGGCUCUGUAACUGAAUCGAAGGGUCUAGUUGCUAUGUUUGAAGAAGUUCUAAGUCAGCCAGACCCAAAAGACGACCUGGUCAAAAUGAUAGACCCUAGGCUUGGGGAUAACUACCCUCUGGAUUCUGUUCGAAAGAUGGCACAACUUGCCAAAGCUUGCACACAUGAGAAUCCUCAACUACGACCAAGCAUGAGAUCCAUCGUGGUUGCAUUGAUGACUCUUUCAUCGUCCACGGAAGACUGGGACGUUGGCUCGUUCUAUGAAAACCAGACUUUAGUUAGCCUCAUGUCAGGCAGAUAGUCUCACCAGGAGUUGCCAUCACUUCUAUCUUUUUUAAUUUUCCUAAUUUUUUUAUAUAAUUCUUUUGGAAUAUGCAAGUGUAAUGUAAAUGUAUAAAGGUUCUGUAAAAAAAGAAUCCUGUAUGUAACUGAGUAGUAGUAUUUGAUACUGCGAGUGUUGUAUUAAAGCAAGAAAACUACAGUAUGUCUUUUUCAUAAAUGAUAAUGGAAGUAUGAAAUUUUGUACUUUA